Notodromas monacha is the source of this 1835-nucleotide messenger RNA. The record is from the annotation of a GenBank genome assembly. Lineage: Eukaryota; Metazoa; Arthropoda; Ostracoda; Podocopida; Cyprididae.
AUGAGCAGAAUGCAUUACAUUGUCCCUCAUUGGCAAGUGCAGAACUUGUCAGGCCCGGCCAGUCCGGAUGCUCUUUGGUCAACAACCACCAGAGGCGACAUCUUUAUCCAUGAGUCUCAGGCCGCAGCGAAUUCGCUGCAGUCUGAUCGCAAGAAGUUAGUUGACAUGCGCUGGCGUCAAAUGGGUGGCAGUUUGCUGAAAGUUGAAUGCUGUCCAGCCGGUAUUGCCUGGGGCAUUGGUUGGGAUUACGGUGCUUGGGUUUACUCGGGAGGGUUCGGCGGUGGUCCUUGGGAAAGUUUGUAUAGCGAGAAGACGAAGCCGCAGAGUGACACGAGGUGUUUUUACGUUUAUGAGAACCAACGUUGGAAUCCUGUGACUGGAUACAACUCGACGCUGUUGCCCACGGAUCGUCCACAGUGGUCUGAUUACUCUGGAAGGAUCGCUGUUAGCAAAAGUUCUAUGAAGCCCCCUUCAGGAAAGUGGCAGUGGACAGGGGAAUGGCAAAUUGAUUUCACGACACCCGGCGGAGUAGAUGGUAAUGGGUGGCAGUACGCACUGGAUUUCCCGUCAAGUUACCACCCUACGAAGGGAUUCACUGAUUACGUUCGUCGUCGUCGUUGGUUCCGGAAGUGCAAGAAUUCCACGACAGGACCGUGGUUGUACGUCGGUUCCACCCGCUUAGUUGACAUUACCCUACAGUUGGAUCCACAGCCUGAGGGUUUCGUAGGCGUGUGGGCGGUAGCUGCGAAUGGUGAUAUCCUGAUGCGUGAAGAAGUGUCUCCUGAACAGCCAUUGGGAAAGACAGAUGCUCCAGUGAAGGCAAUUGAACAUCCUUUAAAUGAACUCGGAAUGCGAUCUACUCCGACAACAAAACAUUUUUGGCAAAGACUUCGUCACCUGGAGCAGGGCAACGGCUGGAAACAUGUUCCCUGUGAUGAGCCCGUUGUAAGCAUAAGUUUUGGAAGAUACGGAAAAGUAUGGGCUGUUGCGAAAAAUGGUUCGGUCUACCUUCGACACGGCAUUACGCAGUCCUGUCCCGAAGGGGAACUGUGGCUUCAUUUGGAAUGCCCGAGUGAAACGAAGCUUGUACAGAUAAGUGCUGGAAGUAGCGAAGUUUGGGUUGUCGACGAAGCACACCGGCUCUACCGUCGCAAAGACGUUAUGCCUACAAUGUUCCCCGAAGGAGUUUCUUGGGAAUACGUGUGUGACAAUAUUCGUCAAGUGUCAGUCGAUGCGAAAGACGAGAUUUGGGCUAUUGCUGAGAAGGCGAAUCUUGCUGGAUCCACGUACAAUGGCGUGGUUUGUCAGAGAAGUGGAAGAACUACCACUUCUUUAGCAGGCUCUGGAUGGGAUUACGGAAUUGGGGGCGGAUGGCAGUACAUUUGCGUUCGAGGGGCACCCGUGAAGUCAACCUGAAAUUGGUUUGCGUUUUGUUGACUUCAGCGAACACGAUCCCAACGUCAGACGAGCUUGCAAGCAUUCGAAUGGCAUCCGUCAUGCUAAAUUCCCUUACGUACACAUUCGUUAUUUGCAUUAGGAUUUUUUUGCACGGUUUGAUUAUUAAGCUCGAAACGCGUUCAGCGCAUUUUUUCCUAGCUGCUAAGAAGUAUUUUGAGUUCUUCGGAGCUUCGUUUUCGUGAUAUUUUUUAAGCUUAUUCUUUUACGUUAUCGAAUUUGUUCAUAUGUAUUUAUCUUUUACCAAAUUUUAAAUUGUGCGAGUGAAGUGCCGUGCUCUCAUUUUUUUUUUUGCCGUGGCAGUGAAGAGAGAUGCUUUGAUGUGGACCUCGUUCAAGGCGAUCAAUAAACCAACAUCCCAGCAUUGUGUACUACGUUAA